GAAACUUCAGUUGAGAAACCUAUAAAAUUUUGAAUGGCUCUCAAGUAAAUAUCUGUCAUAGGGGAUACCAGCCUUGGUGUAACAGUGACUUUUGUUGCUUUAUUUCAGAACGCCAACCAGGCACCUCUAUGGCCAAUUCCAGUGCCCUCCCUUCAAGUUCAGCUGGGAUCAGCAAGGAACUGAUUGAUCUGCAGCCCCUCAUCCAGUUCCCAGAGGAAGUUGCCAGCAUCCUGAUGGAGCAGGAACAGAAUAUUUACCGAAGGGUCUUGCCGGUUGACUAUCUUUGCUUCUUGACCCGGGACUUGGGCACUACGGAAUGCCAGAGGUCCCUGCCCUGCCUCAAAGCAUCCAUCUCAGCAUCCAUUCUUACCUCCCAGAACGGAGAGCAUAAUGCCCUUGAAGAUCUUGUGAUGAGAUUUAAUGAGGUGAGCUCCUGGGUGACGUGGCUGAUCCUCACGGCGGGCUCCAUGGAGGAGAAGCGGGAAGUCUUCUCAUAUUUGGUGCACGUGGCCAAAUGCUGCUGGAACAUGGGCAACUACAAUGCCGUCAUGGAGUUCUUGGCCGGCCUCAGGUCAAGAAAAGUUUUAAAAAUGUGGCAGUUUAUGGACCAGUCUGACCUGGAGACGAUGAGAAGCCUGAAGGACGCCAUGGCCCAGCAUGAAUCUUCCUGCGAGUACAGGAAGGUGGUGACUCGGGCACUGCAUAUCCCCGGCUGUAAGGUGGUUCCGUUCUGCGGGGUGUUUCUGAAGGAGCUCUGUGAGGUGCUUGAUGGAGCCUCCGGCCUCAUGAAGCUUUGCCCGAGGUACAAUUCCCAAGAAGAAACUCUAGAGUUUGUAGCCGAUUAUAGUGGACAAGAUAAUUUCUUACAACGAGUGGGACAGAAUGGCUUAAAGAAUUCAGAGAAGGAGUCCACCGUCAACAGCAUCUUUCAGAUCAUCAGAAGCUGCAGUCGAAGUCUGGAGACAGAAGAGGAGGACAGCCCCAGCGAGGGGAGCAGCGCUGGGAAGAAUCCCCUGAAGGAUAAAGCCCGAUGGCAGUUUAUAAUUGGAGAUUUGUUGGAUUCUGAAAAUGACAUCUUUGAGGAGCCCCAAGAAUGCGACCCUCAUGGAACAGAAGAGCCACAGAAGGCCUUUGACCAUGGGACAGAGCUCAUCCCGUGGUACGUGCUGUCCAUCCAAGCUGAUGUGCACCAGUUCCUGCUGCAGGGGGCCACGGUCAUCCACUAUGACCAGGACAUGCACCUCUCUGCCCGCUGCUUCCUCCAGCUUCAGCCUGACAAUAGCACCUUGACCUGGAUAAAGCCCACCACUGCUUCCCCAGCCAGUGCUAAAGCAAAACUUGGUGUGCUUAGUAACACAUCCGAGCCUGGCAAAUUCCCAUUACUGGGCAAUGCUGGAUUAAGUGGCCUGGCAGAGGGGGUCUUGGAUAUGUUUUCAGCAAAGGCUGUGUACAUGGGACACCCUAGCAUUGAUAUACACACUGUGUGUGUCCAGAACAAACUGAGUAACGUGUCUCUCUCAGAGACUGGUGUGACACUGCUCUACGGGCUUCAGACCACGGACAAUAGAUUAUUGCACUUUGUGGCACCAAAGCACACAGCUAAAAUGCUCUUCAGUGGAUUGUUGGAACUCACGAGAGCUGUGAGAAAGAUGAGGAAGUUCCCUGACCAAAGACAGCAGUGGCUGCGGAAACAAUACGUCAGCCUCUACCAGGAGGAUGGACGAUAUGAAGGCCCAACUUUGGCUCACGCUGUGGAGUUGUUUGGCGGCAGACGAUGGAGUACUCGAAACCCCAGUCCCGGGACAUCAGCAAAGAGUGCUGAGAAGCCCAACAUGCAGAGAAACAACACCUUGGGUAUAAGCACCACCAAGAAAAAGAAGAAAAUCCUUAUGAGGGGUGAGAGUGGAGAGGCCACCGAUGACGAGAUGGCCACCCGCAAAGCCAAAACGCACAAAGAAUGUCGGAGCCGGAGUGGUUCUGACCCUCAAGACGUUAAUGAACAAGAAGAAUCAGAGGCGAAUGCCAUCACGAGCCCUCCUAACCCUCUCCCUUCCAGAAGAGCCCACUCUUUGACCACGGCUGGGUCCCCUAACUUGGCUGCCGGGACAUCAUCUCCCAUCAGGCCAGUGUCCUCCCCUGUGCUGUCUUCUUCAAACAAGAGCCCGUCCAGUGCUUGGAGCAGCAGCAGCUGGCAUGGGCGGAUCAAAGGAGGAAUGAAGGGCUUUCAGAGCUUCAUGGUUUCAGACAGCAGCAUGAGUUUUGUGGAGUUUGUUGAGCUGUUCAAAUCAUUCAGUGUGAGGAGCCGCAAGGACCUGAAGGAUCUCUUUGACAUCUAUGCCGUACCCUGCGACCGAGCCGGCUCCACAGCGGCCCCCCUCUACACCAACCUGACCAUUGACGAAAACACCAGUGGUCUUCAGCCUGACCUAGAUUUGUUGACCAGAAAUGUCUCCGAUUUGGGGUUAUUCAUUAAGAGUAAACAGCAGCUGUCUGACAACCAGAGGCAGAUAUCUGAUGCCAUUGCUGCUGCAAGUAUCGUGACAAAUGGCACUGGGGUGGAGAGCACAUCCCUGGGCGUAUUUGGAGUUGGCAUCCUCCAGCUCAAUGACUUCCUAGUGAAUUGCCAAGGAGAACACUACACUUAUGAUGAAAUCCUCAGCAUCAUCCAGAAGUUCGAGCCUAGUGUUAGUAUGUGUCAUCAGGGCCUAAUGUCGUUUGAAGGAUUUGCAAGGUUUCUGAUGGAUAAAGAUAAUUUUGCCUCGAAAAAUGAUGAAUCGCAGGAGAACAUUAAAGAAUUGCAAUUGCCCCUCUCCUACUAUUACAUUGAAUCUUCACACAAUACCUACCUCACAGGCCAUCAACUCAAAGGAGAAUCCUCAGUAGAACUCUACAGCCAGGUCCUCCUGCAAGGCUGUAGGAGUGUAGAGUUGGACUGCUGGGACGGAGAUGAUGGGAUGCCCAUCAUUUAUCAUGGACACACCCUGACAACCAAGAUCCCCUUCAAGGAAGUGGUUGAAGCCAUCGAUCGCAGUGCCUUUAUCAACUCUGACCUCCCCAUCAUCAUAUCUAUUGAGAACCACUGUUCAUUGCCUCAGCAACGAAAAAUGGCAGAAAUUUUCAAGACUGUGUUUGGAGAAAAGCUGGUGGCUAAAUUCUUAUUUGAGAGUGAUUUCUCAGAUGAUCCAAUGCUUCCCUCACCUGACCAACUCAGGAGGAAAGUACUUCUCAAAAAUAAGAAGUUAAAAGCCCAUCAGACACCAGUGGAUAUAUUAAAGCAAAAGGCUCAUCAGCUAGCAUCCAUGCAAGCUCAGGCUUAUAAUGGUGGCAGUGCCAACCCUCCACCUGCUAAUAACGAAGAAGAGGAAGAUGAAGAGGACGAAUAUGAUUAUGACUAUGAAUCCCUCUCUGACGAUGUCCUUACUGCUUCUCCUGUUCCUAACAGUCAGGAAGACAACAUUCUAGAAGACAGACCUGAAAAUAAAUCAUGUAAUGACAAACUUCAGUUUGAGUAUAAUGAAGAAAUCCCCAAGAGGAUAAAGAAAGCCGAUAACUCUGCUUGCAACAAAGGAAAGGUUUAUGACAUGGAACUGGGAGAAGAAUUUUAUCUUCCUCAGAAUAAAAAGGAAAGCAGACAGAUUGCACCAGAGCUUUCUGACCUUGUCAUCUAUUGCCAAGCAGUAAAGUUUCCAGGCCUGUCAACUCUAAAUGCAUCUGGCUCUAGCAGAGGAAAAGAAAGGAAAAGCAGGAAGUCCAUUUUUGGCAACAAUCCGGGCAGAAUGAGCCCCGGGGAGACAGCAUCACUUAACAAAACAUCUGGAAAAAGUUCCUGUGAAGGAAUCCGACAGGCCUGGGAGGACUCGCCUUCCUCUGUCAACCCAGCCACGUCCCUCAGCGCUAUCAUUAGAACUCCCAAAUGCUACCACAUCUCCUCGCUGAAUGAAAAUGCCGCCAAACGUCUGUGUCGCAGGUAUUCUCAGAAACUGAUCCAGCACACUGCAUGCCAGCUGCUGAGGACGUAUCCGGCUGCCACCCGCAUCGACUCAUCCAACCCCAGCCCCCUCCUCUUCUGGCUCCAUGGGAUACAGCUCGUGGCGCUCAACUACCAGACAGAUGAUCUCCCUUUACAUUUAAAUGCUGCCAUGUUUGAGGCCAACGGUGGCUGUGGUUAUGUUCUGAAACCCCCAGUUCUGUGGGACAAGAACUGUCCCAUGUAUCAGAAGUUUUCUCCCUUGGAAAGAGACCUGGACAACAUGGAGCCUGCCAUCUAUUCUUUAACUAUCGUCUCUGGGCAGAACGUUUGCCCGAGUAACAGCACGGGAAGCCCGUGUAUAGAGGUCGACGUCCUGGGCAUGGCCCUGGAUAGCUGCCACUUCCGCACGAAGCCCAUCCACCGCAAUACUCUGAACCCCAUGUGGAAUGAACAGUUCCUCUUCCGGGUUCACUUUGAAGGUCUCCUAUUUCUUCGUUUUGCCGUUGUGGAGAACAACAGCUCGGUGGUAACUGCUCAGAGAAUCAUCCCCCUCAAGGCUCUAAAGCGAGGAUAUCGACAUCUUCAGCUGCGGAACCUCCACAAUGAACUCUUGGAAAUCUCUAGUUUAUUCAUAAACAGCAGGAGGAUGGAAGAAAAUUCCUCUGGCAAUACUAUGCCGGCCUCUUUGAUGUUUAAUACAGAAGAAAGAAAAUGUUUGCAGAUUCACAGAGUCACAGUACAUGGGGUCCCAGGUCCAGAGCCCUUUGCUGUUUUCUCCAUAAAUGGAGGCACCAAGGCAAAGCAGCUUCUCCAACAAAGUCUGACCAUUGAUCAAGACACCAAACCUAUUGCCACAGACUAUUUUUUAAUGGAAGAAAAAUAUUUUAUAUCUAAAGAAAAGAAUGAAUGUAGGAAACAGCCGUUCCAGAGAGCCAUUGGUCCAGAAGAAGAGAUCAUGCAGAUUUUAAGCAGCUGGUUUCCCGAAGAGGGAUAUGUUGGCAGGAUUGUCUUAAAAACCCAGCAGGAAAACCUGGAAGAGAAGAGCAUCGUUCAAGAUGACAAGGAGAUGAUCCUGAGCUCAGAGGAGGAGAGUUUCUUUGUCCAAGUGCAUGACGUUUCUCCCGAGCAACCGCGAACAGUCAUCAAGGCGCCCCGCGUCAGCACUGCACAGGACGUCAUUCAGCAGACCUUAUGCAAAGCCAAAUAUUCCUAUAGCAUCUUGAGCAACCCGAACCCAGGUGAUUAUGUGCUUUUGGAAGAGGUGGUGAAAGACACUGCCAACAGGAAGUCUUCUACCCCAAAGUCCUCCCAGCGUGUCCUUUUGGAUCAGGAGUGUGUUUUUCAAGCUCAAAGCAGGUGGAAAGGUGCAGGAAAAUUCAUCCUUAAGCUAAAGGAACAAGUGCAGGCAUCCCGAGAAGACAAAAGAAAAGGCAUCUCUUUUGCAAGCGAACUCAAGAAGCUCACCAAGUCGACUAAACAGCCCCGAGGACUCACAUCACCUUCUCAGGUCUUGGCCUCCGAAAAUGUCCAAAACAAGGAGGAGAAAUCUGUGGGCGGCUUGUCCUCCAGUGACACGAUAGACUAUCGACAGUGAGCAAGGGUAGCACGUUUUACCCAGGUGAAGAUCUUUGGGCAAGAAGUUAUAAAGUCAAGAAUGAACAUGAUGGAAACAAAUAUAACUUCCUUAUUUUCAUUAGACUUAAACUGGAAAUUGAUGAUUUCUGAACUUGCGAUAUGAGGUCCACACUGAGGUCAAGCAAAAUGGCACAGGGCUGGCUACCAACCAGUUUCCUGAUGAAGCAAAGAAGCCCAGCAGACUGCCACUUUACAUGUGUCAACAGUUGGAAAAACCAUUGCUAACCUUGCAAUAAUUGACUUAGAACAAGGGUCAACAAACUUUGUAAAGGGCUAGAUAGCAAAUAUUUUAGGCCUUAUGGGCCAUAUGGUCUCCACUGCAAUGACUCAACUCAGCUGUAGUGCAAAAGCAGCCAUAGACAAUACAUACGUGAAUGAAUGUGGCUGUGAUCCAAGAAAACUAUAUAAAGACACUGAAAUUGUAAUUUCAUACAAUUUUCCCAUGUAAUAAAUAUUCCUCUUUUGAUUUUUUAAAAUCAUUUAAAAAUGUAAAAACUAUUCUUAGUUCAAGAGCCAUACGAAACCAGGUGGCAGGCUGGAUUUGGCCCAAGGGCCAUAGUUUGCUGACCUGACUUAGAAAACUGGGAACAAGAUGCAGAGGUAUGAAAACAAGCAGGCUAGUUUAGUCAUACAUUUUAUGGCUGAGAAUUGGAAGAUUCUGGGCAUUGCAAGUGUAAAUAUGUCCUAUAAGAUUCAUUAAAAAUUAAUUCAAUUUAGUUUCUAUAUUGUGUACCAUUGUGAAUUCUGUAGUAUUUCUUUUUAGCUACAGAAUGAUGUUGGGUUUUUUUACGUUCAUUGCUUAUAUAUUCACAGACUUUUGGUUUCCAUAAAAUGAAGUUAGAAUAACGUAUAUCUACUGAGUUGUGACAUCUUAACAAGAAACUUAACCAUGUUUUUAAAGCAAAAGUAGAUUGUUGGUGUUUAUUUAUUUUACUAGGUUGGUACUGACAUUGUACCUAUAUAUUUAUUAUACAUAGCUUUCUUGAUAUUGCUUGCAGAUUAGAAGAGUUAGUGAUUCUAUCUUACUAUUUGAAGACAAAUCUCCUAAGAAGAAAAUGUAUGCUCUGAAUAUCUGAAACAGGCCAGAAUUUCAUGUAACUUGCCAUUUAAUGUAAAUUAUUUUAAAAACCUUGCUGUAUAAAACUAUCAUGUACGUGUAGAGGAUUCUUCUUAUUCUUGGCAUGAAGCAAAUUAUGAUUUUUAAAAUGAAAGGUGUUCCUCUAAGUAAAAUCCAAAUUUUAUCUUUCUAUUGACAUUAAAAUUUAAGAUGUUUUUCUUCAAAUUAUAAAACACACUAAAAAUCCUAACCUUUGCUUUGAGAAGUUUUUCACCAUAAAAAAUGAAUAAAACAAUCCCCAAGUUCUGCAUACGCUAACAGAAGUGUUAAAAACACACGGCCCAGCUUUCAUGUUACUGGAAGUUCUGACUGAGUCAAAGCUUUAAUGCUAGAAGAGCCACAUUUGCUUGUCAACAGAAUUCAGGCUAUUCCAGUUUGAUGUCAUUUGUACAGUGCUACAGGUUUCUUUUUAAAUCAAAUAAUCAGUCUACAACAAAUGUACAAUGCUGCCUCAUUUUUUAAAAUAUUCCAGAAACCGUAAUCAAGUUUCUCUAAACUAAGAGACAUUUCUUCCACUGGUUGGGCUUACUGUGUCAUAAAAAUUGGGUUACUGGUCUAACUGGCAAGAGUCAAGAUGAAAACUGUGCAGAGUAGCGAGAUGGAAAGCAAGACUGGUCUCACUAGGUUUAUCACUUGGCCUUCACUCUAAGCCCUGCAGCGCCCCACCCCAUGGCCCUUAGCACAAAAUCUGAAACUUACCUUGAGACUGCAAGGGAGUCACCUCCGGCCUAUGUUGCAACCCAGCUUGAUGGUUCAUUUUGAGGUGAAAGGACAUACUCUGCUGUAUUUGAGUCUUGGGGACUUUAGGGGGGACUACUCUACUAUUACAGCUAACCAGCACAACCUGGUGUUUGCCAAAAGUAGGAAAUUUUGAUUUAGAGCAUCUCUGAAUUAUACAGUUAUAUUACUAUAGCAAAUGAAAGAAAUUAUCCCAUUUAGAAUGCAUCUAAAAUAGUCACCCACACUAUACCCAUUACUACUUCAUACUUUCCAUACCAUUAAAAAUUUGGGUAGCAAACCUUCAUCAGUAAAGUCGAUGUGGAAAAGAAUCUAAAUAAUACAAGCUGGCUGCAACCCCCACCAAGUGGGAGAAAUGAAGGGUAUGGUGCCCACAAGCAGGCAAACCCCAGACCGGUUGGAACCAGAAGGUUGAUGAUGGUGACUCCCACUUAUGUCACCAUCAACCAAUCAGAAUGUCCAUGAGCUGAUGGCGCCCUCUUUGAACCAUUACUAUAAAACUCCUCACUACC
Delphinapterus leucas (beluga whale) is the source of this 7972-nucleotide messenger RNA. The record is from RefSeq and is a predicted model, not a curated record. Lineage: Eukaryota; Metazoa; Chordata; Mammalia; Artiodactyla; Monodontidae.